Messenger RNA from Maniola jurtina (meadow brown), 1231 nucleotides. RefSeq names its product flocculation protein FLO11-like. Gene Ontology annotation, molecular function: structural constituent of chitin-based larval cuticle. The record is from RefSeq and is a predicted model, not a curated record. Gene Ontology annotation, cellular component: chitin-based extracellular matrix. The transcript is spliced from 3 exons. Lineage: Eukaryota; Metazoa; Arthropoda; Insecta; Lepidoptera; Nymphalidae. Bases 28 to 1221 code for a protein of 397 amino acids.
UAAUUUUUGGGAGUGAAGAGAAUUAAAAUGUUUUCAAAACAUAUUCUAGUCGUAUUGGGUUGCGUUAUUGCAGGAAUACUUGCCGCGCCAGCAGAUCUUCCCCCGGAAAAGUUGCAACCCACUGUUAUCCCGAUAGUGGCACAAUCUGAGGAGUUGGAGCCCAAUGGAACUUAUAAAUUCAGCUAUGAGACUGGCAACGGCAUCAUGCGUGAGGAAACUGCGUACGAAAAAAUAUUACCCAGGGCACGUGAUGCAAACAGCAGUGAAGGGGGUGAAGAUGAUGAAGGUGACAGCAAUGAGAUUCAUGUACAGCGCGGUUCUUACUCCUAUACAGCCCCAGAUGGAACUCUUAUUAGUGUGAGUUACAUUGCCGAUGAAAAUGGAUUCCAGCCAAUUGGUGAUCACCUUCCAAGAUCUCCAGUUUUAGUUCCAGCUUCAAAUUCAGUUGAGAAAUCAGGUCGAGCCUUAAAAAUAGCCGACAGUUCAGAAUCUGCAUCAGCUCCAGCUGAAGUUAAAGUAGAUGAACCUAUUGAGUCUGCUAAAAAAGAAACUAAACCAGAGGCUGCCCCUGCUGCAAUAUCUGAAGAAACAAAAUCUGUACCAGUUGAUGAAGCAAAACCCGAGUCUGCACCCGUUCCAGUUGAUGAAGCUAAGACUGAAUCUAUUCCUGCGUCACUUAUUAAAAAUAAUAAGCCAGAGUCCAUUUCUACUCCUACUGUAGAACAAAUUGAGACCACCUCUUUACCCGCCGCAGUUGACCAGGAAGCUAAGUCUGACACGGACGGGUCAACUACUGAACAAGCUGCAGAAGCUAAAUCAACGUUGACUGAGACUGGACUACAAACAACAGAACCAACAUCUACUGUUGCAGAAGCCAGUACAACUGAAGUUAGUGAAGCAACAUCAGCGAAUGUAGAAGUGAGUACUGAAGCAGCUUCAACAACGGUGUCUGCUCAGUCGACAACUGAGUCUGAGCAAACGUCCACUGCUUCACCAGAUCAGGCUUCUAUAUCUAUACCACAAUCAACUGCUUCCAAUGAAGAAUCUGAACAGUUAUCUUCUACUUCAGCUCCUGAGUCAGCGAGUUCAGGAGGAGUCGUUGGACCAUCAAUAUCUACGGAAGCUGUUGAUCAGUCUUCUAUGGAAGAGGUUAGACAAUCUUCAACAAAUGCCCCUGAAUCUACUUCUACUGAAAAGUCAAGCUCAGCUACCACAGCUUAACACACUGCUU